AUGCCAAAAGUUCUGGGUUACACGCCAGACUGGCUCAGUCGGCCAAACCCGGGCUAUCAUCUGUUCGCACCGAAACAGACCAACGGAAAUGGAGUCGCUGCAAAGAAACAGGAACCCGGACCACGAAAGACGAUUGCAACACGGGGUUCCGAGAUAUUCGUUGCGGUUGGGAGCGAAAUACGAUGGGCGGAUUUGCUCAACCUGAAGGAAGAACAACAGCCCUCAUACCGAACACUCCGCGCCUCGAUACCUCUACCCAUCACGCGUCUUGUCAUUUCCCCCAACGAGGACUACCUCGCAGUCUCCACCUCGCAUACGGUACACGUGAUACACCUUCCCGACUCGGCGCUGCUUCAAGCUGGCGAGGACGACGGUCCUUUAAAGCCAAAGACCUUCCAGUUGGGUCCAACUGUUCACGUUCUGGAAGAGUCGCCUGUCGCAACCACACUAUGGCAUCCCUUGGGCUAUCAUGGACGCUGUCUGGUCACUAUUACAAAGGCGGGGGUAGUUCGGCUAUGGGAGAUCAACCGCGCCGACAGGUCUACCUUCAGUGAGCCGUCGCUCUCCAUCGACCUGCCGAAACUUGCAAAUGCUACCAGCGAUCAGGACGAUCUGAGCGCCUCCAAGUUCGGAGCUUCCAAGGGUUUCUCUCCUGACUCGGUUGAGCUCGAGGUUGCGUCGGCAUGCUUUGGCGACUUUCCAGAGCAAGAAGGUGUCCAUGGCUGGGCACCCAUGACGCUGUGGAUCGCAACAGUGCCCGGAGACGUAUACGCACUUUGCCCUCUGCUACCGAGCAAGUGGCAGUUGGUCGAAUCACCCGGCAGCCACACAUUCCUCCAGACCCUCACGUCAUCCAUCAACAUCAACUACGCUGAGCUCUCAGAAGACGAGACAUCACCCAAUGACGAAUUGAAGACAUCAGAGAAGCAGGUCUCAUGGCUAUCAGACAUCUUGUACGAGGAACCUCACGUAGAGGAACGGGCGCAGGGCGACACGGUCCAGGUCUUCGCUCGCCCGCACAGCGCGCCUGCGGUGCCGUUGCUACAAGGCCCUUUCACUGUUUCACCUGAAGUAGACGAUUUUGAGCUUAGCGACAUGAUUGUCUUCUCCCUCAAGACCCUUUCGGAGAGCGAAGAGGACGAAGCUGCAGAAGGUCUGCCUACUGCUGUCGUGUGCCUGCUCACAGACACAAGCAAGGUACACGUCUGCUUAGACCUCGAGGGUAUCGUCGGGCGAUGGUUACCAUCUCCUGAGGACGAGAUUGAUGUUAUAGAAACCACCGAUCAUGAGCUGAUCAUCGCGGAAACCAUCACACUGGUGGAAAGCGACGAUUCCUCAUUCAACCAAAGCAUCACGCCAGAUGUGCACACCGACUUCUCAUUCUUCGUAUCCCACGCCACUGGGGUUUUCUACGUCUCAAUGGAGCCUUGGAUCAGGAAACUUGAGACUGAGCUUUCUCAGCCGCAAACCGAGGGCUCGCCUUUCCGCAUCAAGCGCGUACUGGAAUCGGCGAACACCUCCGUAGAGCAAUACCUACAGCGACGCGUAUCUGGCGACGUGGCUGAACAAGAAGUGACCGCGGCUGCCGUCAUUGAAGAUGGAAAUGUCGGUUACCUACUUCUUACUACAGUCGAUGGCGAGCCUCAAGCUGCCCUGCUCGAUGCACCUGAAGACGGGCUCCCUACCCAGGAAGAGCUCGCUGAAUACAUGGCAACUACCGGCCCUACCAAGGAAGUGCGUCAAGCGUGGCAGCCACCAAAGGAACUAUACGAACCCUUCGAUCUCUACGGAUCUAUUAACAUUCCCGCACGACACCGAGGCGCUCUCAAGGACGAGAUUAGGCUAUCUCCUGCGAACCUGGGGCUCCUCAUGGAUGUUCAUCGCGUACUCUCAGCGCAGACAUCUAAGCUUCAACUCGCCGUAUCCGAUUUGUUCAAUCGUGCAACGCGACUGCAGGAAGAGUUUAGGGAUCAAAUUUAUAGGACGUCUGAGAUCGCAACCAACAUUGACAGCGUCACCGGUAACGACCAAGCUGGCUCAGAGAACGGAUCAACAUACGGCAGCGCCAAUAUCGAUGACCGCAUGGAGAAGGCCAUGGCGCGGCAAGAUCGAAUCAACGCUCGCUACGAAGCCCUUCGACGAAAGAUGGUCAGCAUCGGCUCUAGCGAGCUCAGCGAAAAAGAGAGCAACUGGAUCGAAGAGUUACAGACUAUGGACAGCGCCAUUGAUCCUUCAAGUGAGACUUUGACCGACAAUGUCGAUGGCAGCGAACGCCCUGCCUGGCAGCGUCUCGACAGACUCAAGGAGGUACAUAAGGAGCAGGCACAACAGAUUGAAGCAGCCAUGAGGAACGCCAAGCAGACAAGCGAAAGUGAGCAGGCAAGGGGCACCGGUGUCAAAGUACCGAGCUAUUCGAGGAAGGCGGAGAAUGAGCAGGUGCAGGAGUUGAUACAGCGGAACAGUUUCCUGGUUGAGGCUGCUACGGACAGGUUGAGGAGUUUGGGAAUCAAUGUACCCGUGGAGGGUGGAAGCUAG
Messenger RNA from Alternaria atra, 2535 nucleotides. RefSeq lists its product as uncharacterized. The record is from RefSeq and is a predicted model, not a curated record. Gene Ontology annotation, biological process: ribosomal small subunit export from nucleus; mRNA export from nucleus; ribosomal large subunit export from nucleus. Lineage: Eukaryota; Fungi; Ascomycota; Dothideomycetes; Pleosporales; Pleosporaceae. Gene Ontology annotation, molecular function: protein binding; structural constituent of nuclear pore. The transcript has a single exon. The coding region runs from base 1 to 2535 and encodes 844 amino acids. Gene Ontology annotation, cellular component: nuclear pore.